UUUCCGAGGACAUUUUAUUGUCGGCAGUAACACGAAUGUCUGAAUGUUGCGCGUGCAACAUUGGGGUUUUUACAUGCUGUGUAAUAAUAGUAGGUGGCGUGCUUUACCGUUUCUAUUCAUAGAAAGCGGUAUCCUGUCUGCGACGUCAGCAUAUUUCACCAACUCUGCAGCUGCUUGGGAAGACUUUCAACUGAGAAGUUGAAAAUUUUGCAGAAAUGGGCUUUGUGAAAGUCGUUAAAAGUAAGGCCUACUUCAAGAGAUACCAGGUGAAAUUCAGGAGAAGGCGAGAGGGGAAGACUGACUACUUCGCCCGUAAGCGCCUGGUCAUACAAGACAAGAACAAGUACAACACUCCCAAGUACAGGAUGAUCGUGAGGUUCUCCAACAGAGAUAUCUGCUGUCAGAUCGCUUACGCCAAGAUUGAGGGUGACCAGAUUGUCAGUGCCGCCUACUCCCAUGAACUGCCAAAGUACGGCAUCACAGUGGGACUGACAAACUACGCUGCAGCCUACUGCACAGGCCUACUGCUGGCUCGCAGGCUGCUGAACAAGUUUGGCCUGGACCAGGUGUACGAGGGCCAGGUGGAGGUGACGGGAGAUGAGUUCAACGUGGAGAGUAUAGACGGCCAGCCGGGGGCCUUCACGUGUUUUCUAGACGCCGGGCUAGCCAGGACGUCGACGGGCAACAAAGUGUUCGGAGCACUAAAGGGUGCCGUUGACGGUGGCCUGUCAAUUCCUCACAGCACGAAACGUUUCCCAGGCUAUGACAUGGAGAGCAAAGAGUUCAACGCAGAGAUGCAUCGCAAACACAUCAUGGGCAUGAACGUGUCGGACUACAUGAGCUACCUGAUGGAGGAGGACGAAGACGCCUAUAAGAAACAGUUCUCCCGCUUCAUAAAGAACGGAGUCACUCCAGACACAGUAGAGGAGAUGUACAAGAAAGCACAUGCUGCCAUUAGAGAGAACCCAGUCCACGAAAAGAAACCCAAAAAAGACGUCAAGAAGAAGAGGUGGAACCGCGCCAAACUCUCGUUGGCACAGAGAAAGGACCGCGUCGCCCAGAAAAAGGCCAGCUUUCUACGAGCACAGGAAGCAGAGGCGGCGGACGGUUAGACGGACCACUGGCUUAAUAAAUGUAUUGCAAAUGACUUUGUUUCACCGUCACUUUGCGAGAAUGGCUUCCUGUAUACUGCCGUUUUUUAUAUUUGAGGGAAAUUCUGGUGUGAUUGAAUGAGUUGAUUUAGCAGGUCCUCCCAUUCUGUUUUUAACAUCCUUUACUAGUCUGGGCAUAUUUUUUUUCAUACUCACUGCACAGACAGUCAGGAUAAUCCACUUUCAACUCGACUGAGACCACAGUGGUGAGUGGUAUGUGAUUUUUAUUGUGCAAAAUCAUGCUGGUUCAAACGUCAAGGUAAACAUGGAAACACAUCAGGAUUAGUUGGUCAGGAUACAUUGCAAUUCAUCCCUCAAAACCGAAGGUCACAGCUGCAUUUAACUCCUUCAGAAUCCACAUCGGACUGGGGUUCCUUUUUAAAAGAUGUACAGUGUGACCUACUUGUUUAAGUUUAGGCUUGAAAGAACGUAGAAACAGCAAGUCAAAUGCAGUUCAUGUAGAUAACAAGUCUGGUGUUUUCAGCAUGAUCUCUAGCUUGUACAGAAUAUGGUACUAGUAUGCUACACAGGGUUUAGUGGGAAACUACAGAUGUUUGAGAAAUGUACAUGGUACGCAAACUGGCUCUUGUCGGAGGGUGGAGAAGAGCCUUUAAUUUGUCCAGUUUUGAUGCAGCACUGCUAUAUGCCAAUACAAAUCAUCAAGUGAGGAAGGGUGGUGAAAUGUCCAGCAAAGUGGAUGACUCCAUGGGAUGUGUCCCAGUAUCUUACCUCCUGAAGUAUACACUCGUUCCACUACUUCCCAUGAAUCUAAACGCAAUGGAUCGACUAAAAGGAGUUCCACCAUAUUGGUAAUACCGGUCAUUUCAAAUCAUGGCAGGAAAGAUUAUUGGGACAAAGCCAUAGACUUCUAUACGCUUUCCCCGGUUAUAUAUAUUGGUCACAUUGUCUUCAUGUAAUGUGCAAGUGUACUUAAUGUGUAGUUCAUACUAUCACUUCAAAAUGUUCCAUGAGCUCCUUCAUAAACAGCAAAUAUCUCUACAGUU
Molecule: messenger RNA, 2155 nt
Organism: Salmo salar (Atlantic salmon)
Lineage: Eukaryota; Metazoa; Chordata; Actinopteri; Salmoniformes; Salmonidae
Product: large ribosomal subunit protein uL18
Biological process (GO): ribosomal large subunit assembly; translation
Cellular component (GO): cytosolic large ribosomal subunit; ribosome
Molecular function (GO): structural constituent of ribosome; 5S rRNA binding
Source: RefSeq, a predicted model, not a curated record